UUAGGAGGUGAGAUGACUACCUCCGCUAAAAACGAAAUAAAUAGUAGAUAGUUAUCAACGUAAAAAUUGAAAAGAUAAGUAAUUAUUAGAUAAGAUUUAAAUUAAAUUUAGAUGCUCAUUCAUCGAGGGCUUAUCUUGCUCAUAUCGAAAAUUGUAUUUGAAUAUUUGAUUAUUGUUUGUCUUACCAUUGACUAGUAAAAAGCUGUUAUAUUUUUAUGAUGGGAAAUUCUUGUAAAAAAUGUAAUUCUAUACAACAUUCCAUUGGAGAAGAGGAUCUGUAUGAUCCGAACUUAUUAAAAAAUCUAGAUUGGACUUCUGUGCAAUCUAGUUUGAAUCCUGAAAUAAGUAGUGACAAUCCGGGAGAAUCAUGGAUUGUAGUAAGACCUUUAAAACUAUCCGAUUACGACAAAGGUUUUCUGCAAAUCUUGUCUCAACUAACCGAAGUUGGAAAUAUUGGAAAACUCGAAUUUGAACGCCAGUUCUGGAAUAUGCGUAAAGCUGGAGGAUAUUAUGUAACCGUCAUAGAAGAUACCAGGAGUAACACUAUUAUUGGUUCGUCAACAUUAAUAACAGAAUUUAAAUUUAUUCAUGACUGUGCUUUACGAGCACGUUUAGAGGAUGUAGUCGUCAAUAACACUUAUAGAGGAAAACAACUAGGAAAACUGAUUGUCUUAACAGUUACCCUACUAGCAAAAAGAUUGGGAUGUUAUAAAAUGUCCUUAGACUGCAAAGAUCCACUGAUAGCGUUUUACAAGUCCCUUGGAUAUAAACUGGAGCCAGGAAAUUCCAACUCGAUGAUGCUGAGAUUUGAAAAAGUUGAUCCAUCCUGACAAUUAGCCGCCAAUGCAUCCCAAAAAUCAAAACUUUAAAUUAGCUGAUCUGUUCUUAUUCAUGUUCAUGCCAAUUAUUGGUUUUCAUCAAAAUAUGUUUUCACUAUUCAAUCAUUAAAAUAUUUUUUCACUAUUCAAUCAUUGGACUGAGUAAUCAAAUUUUACAAAUAGUUAAAUUUUUUUUAUUUGCUAUGGAUGCAUUGGUGCUUCGGGACCUUAUUUUAUUUUUGUAGUUAUUUUUGUAUUAACUACAUCACUAAUAAAUAUUUUUAUUUAAGAA
Molecule: messenger RNA, 1110 nt
Organism: Diabrotica virgifera virgifera (western corn rootworm)
Lineage: Eukaryota; Metazoa; Arthropoda; Insecta; Coleoptera; Chrysomelidae
Gene: Gnpnat
Product: probable glucosamine 6-phosphate N-acetyltransferase
Exons: 4
Coding region: 216-830 (204 amino acids)
Biological process (GO): UDP-N-acetylglucosamine biosynthetic process
Cellular component (GO): Golgi apparatus; endoplasmic reticulum; endoplasmic reticulum-Golgi intermediate compartment
Molecular function (GO): glucosamine 6-phosphate N-acetyltransferase activity; monosaccharide binding
Source: RefSeq, a predicted model, not a curated record